Messenger RNA from Saprolegnia parasitica CBS 223.65, 948 nucleotides. RefSeq names its product CAMK protein kinase. The transcript has 2 exons. Lineage: Eukaryota; Oomycota; Saprolegniomycetes; Saprolegniales; Saprolegniaceae. Gene Ontology annotation, biological process: protein phosphorylation. The coding region runs from base 1 to 948 and encodes 315 amino acids. Gene Ontology annotation, molecular function: protein kinase activity; ATP binding. The record is from RefSeq and is a predicted model, not a curated record.
AUGCGCUACCGAGCAGCAGCAGAAGACGACGACGAUGGACCGCGCGUGGGCAGCUUCGCCGAGACGUACAGCCUCGGCGAGCAGCUCGGCGACGGCUCGUACGCGACGGUGCACAAGGCCGUCGCGUGGGCGACGGGCGAGACCGCAUGCAAGCUUCGCGACGUGCGCGCUGAGAUGGCGUUCGUGCGCAGCCUCGCGCACCCAAGUAUUGUGUCCGUGCGCGACCUUUUCGUCGAGUCGGACGGGUACUAUGUCGUCAUGGAGCUUGUCCGCGGCGGCGACCUCUACGACCGACUGCAUAAGAAGGGCGUGUUUCCGGAAGAGAAGGUGCGGGCGCUCAUCUACAAUCUCUUGGUGGCCGUGCACCACUGCCAUGAACGCAAGGUCAUCCACCGCGACCUCAAGCCCGAGAACAUCCUCCUCGUUAACGACGACAGCGACGUGGACCUGAAACUGGCCGACUUUGGCUUUGCCGCCAAAGUCUCGUCCAAGCCGCUCGUCGAUAUGUGCGGCACGGCCGGGUACGCAGCCCCCGAGAUUGCCAAGGGCUUGCCGUACUCGACGCCCGUCGACAUUUGGAGCAUCGGCGUCAUCAUGUUCGUCCUCAUUACGGGCAACCUGCCCUUUGGCACGGACCGCGAGACGUUCCGAAGCAUGUGCCCGCUGUCGCGGCCGCCGCUGUGGUACCACCCGUACUUUUGGAGCGUCAUCUCGCACGACGCGCAGCGCUGCCUCGAGCGCAUGCUCGUGGUCGAGCCGGCGUGCCGUGCGACGGCCGACGAGCUCCUCGACGACCCGUGGUUCUUUCCGCUGAUGAAAGCGCCGACCAUCGAGCCGCUGCCACGCUUCCGCCGCAGCUCGACAGCGUUUCAAAAGUACAUCAAGCCGCUCUGGAAGCGCGUCUCGGGGUACCUCCCGCGGCGCCAAGCGCAAGAAUUUACGCUCUAA